Vicia villosa (hairy vetch) is the source of this 2408-nucleotide messenger RNA. RefSeq names its product probable inactive receptor kinase At4g23740. The coding region runs from base 279 to 2153 and encodes 624 amino acids. Gene Ontology annotation, molecular function: protein binding; protein kinase activity; ATP binding. Gene Ontology annotation, biological process: protein phosphorylation. Lineage: Eukaryota; Viridiplantae; Streptophyta; Magnoliopsida; Fabales; Fabaceae. The record is from RefSeq and is a predicted model, not a curated record. The transcript is spliced from 4 exons.
AAAGAUGAUAGUAACAAUAAUAAUAACAUUUUGACAUGAUAGACCUAAAUGAAAUAAACUAUAGGCUACAUUAAAUGAAAUACACUAUAAGCUAUAGCUAUAUUGUAGCACAUGGGUAAACCAAGCUCAAGACAAAGCUUAUGAGAAGAAUCAUAGAAAGUUUUGUUCAUAAAACAUAGAAAUAAAGGAAGAGAAGAAGCAACACAGCUUUGAAAACUUUCAUAUACUUGCUUUGCUUUACAAGUUUACAUCCAAAUUUCUUUAUUCAAUCUACAAGAAUGAGAAACAAGAUGGCCCUUUUAUGCUUUUAUUCAGAAACUUUCAUAAUUGGAGCAAUGUUCUUUAUUUGUAUUGGAGCUGAACCAGUAGCAGAUAAACAAGCUUUACUGGAUUUCCUUCACAACAUGAAUCACUCUGCACAUAUCAAUUGGAGCAAGAGUUCUUCUGUAUGCAAAAAAUGGACUAGAGUUACCUGCAAUACCGAAAAAUCAAGAGUUAUAUCGCUUCAGCUACAAAGUGUUGGAUUGAAUGGUUCAAUUCCAUCUAACACUCUUAUUAGACUCACAGCACUUCAAAAUUUGAAUCUUGCUUCCAAUAGUAUAACUGGUUUCUUCCCUUCUGAUUUCUAUAAGCUGAAAAAUUUGACCUCUCUUUUCCUCCAAUUCAACAAGUUUUCUGGGCCAUUGCCAUUCGAUUUUUCAGUUUGGAAUAAUCUAGCUGUUGUUGAUUUUUCCAACAAUGGUUUUAAUGGAAGCAUUCCUUUAUCAGUUUCGAAGUUGACUCAUCUCACUUCUUUGAUUCUAGCUAAUAACACUCUUUCAGGUGAAAUUCCUGAUAUCAAUAUUGCUAGCCUGAAAGAUCUCAAUUUGGAAAACAAUAAUCUUAGUGGUGUUGUGCCUAAAACACUUCAUAGAUUUCCAAGAUUGUCUUUCUCAGGUAACAAUCUUACAUUUGUAGAUGUUUAUCCUCCAAAUUCUCAUAAGAAAAGGAAAAAAACCAAAGGGCUUAAAGAACAAGCGUUAUUAGGUAUCAUCAUUGGUGGUUGUGUACUAGGAAUUUUAAUCAUAGGAGUUUUCUGGAUUGUGUGCUGUUACAAGAAACACGGUGAAGCGGGACAACUUGUUAAGUCUCAGAAUAACAAAGAAGUUUUUUCUGAUAAAAAAGAAUCUUCUGAGAGUCUAGAACGAAACAAAAUUGUUUUCUUUGAAGAUUGCAAUUAUGUAUUUGACUUGGAAGAUUUGUUGAGAGCUUCUGCUGAGGUGCUUGGAAAGGGAACUUUUGGUACUGUUUAUAAGGCUGCUUUAGAGGAGGCAACGACAGUCGCGGUUAAGAGGCUGAAGGAGGUUACGGUCGGGAAGCGCGAGUUUGAACAGCAGAUGGAGAUGGUUGGAGGGAUUAGGCAUGAGAAUGUGGCUGCACUAAGGGCUUAUUAUUAUUCAAAGGAGGAGAAACUUAUGGUUUAUGAUUUUUAUGAACAAGGCAGUGUCUCAGCAAUGUUGCAUGGCAAAAGAGGGGCAGAUAGAAUUCCUUUAGAUUGGGAAACCAGGUUGAGAAUAGCAAUUGGUGUAGCAAGAGGCAUUGCAUACAUCCAUGCACAAGAAGAAGGAAAACUAGUCCAUGGAAACAUAAAAGCCUCAAACAUUUUCCUCAACUCCAAAGGGUAUGGUUCCAUCUCUGACAUUGGUCUAGCAACAAUGAUAAUAAGUCCAACAUCUCCAAGAGCAACAGGAUACCUUGCACCUGAAGUAACCGAAACUCGAAAAGCAACUCCAGCGGCUGACGUCUAUAGUUUCGGUGUCUUGUUACUUGAACUUUUAACUGGUAAAUCUCCUUUACAUGUAGGUGAGGAAGUUGUUCAUUUGGUUAGGUGGGUGAAUUCUGUGGUUAGAGAAGAAUGGACUUCUGAAGUGUUUGAUCUGGAGUUAUUGAGAUAUCCUAAUAUAGAGGAGGAAAUGGUUGAGAUGUUGCAAAUUGGUAUGGCUUGUGUUGUGAGGAUGCAAGAUCAAAGACCAAAAAUGGAUGAAGUUUUGAGAAUGGUUGAAGACAUUCAUAGGGGUACUAGUGGAAAUAGACUUUCCACUGAAUCUAGAUCAGAUGGUUCUACUCCAAUAACUCCUCAUGUAAUGGAAACACCUAUUUCUCUUCCACAUUGAGAUUCUUUGAGUAUAUUGUCAAUGCAAAACUAGUUUAUAUCAAUAUGCAUUGAAUAUAUUCUUAUUGCUUAUUUUAGUGAAUGGUUGUUAAAUAUGUAUUUUAGUCACUACAGUGAUAUCUUGACUUGACGAAGACUUGAGAUUUUGGUCACUACAGUGAGACCUGAGAAUGAGAAUGUGUUCAUCUCAAGGUCUUAGAUUUGAAUUUUACUAGGUGUUAAGUCAUUUCAUAUAAAGUUUUGUUCUGCCUUUAAA